AUGGAGAAUGAUGAUUAUAAAAAAGAUGAAAGAAAAGAAGAUGAAGAAAAAAGUUCAACCGACAAAGAUGACCAGGAUAAACCGUUCAUCGCGCACAUGGAUUAUCGAAUAAGAUGGAUUCGCGAUAGGGUAUUGAAGUUUCUUGGGCUGACAGAUCGGGAACAUCUUUUUGACGAUUUUAUUAAUGCGAAUAAUCGGUACUUCGAGGACAAGCUACUUAACUUUCUUAUAUUAGAUUUGUACGGAGUGACGGAUCUGGAGAAAAAACUGAUCUUCUUCUACAAAACUUACGUUAGUGAAGUAGUUCAGGAGGAAGUCCCAGUGUGGGAGGAAAGAUAUACGACAAUUGUAACUUUAGGUCAGCGUGCAAAAAUAACAGCAUUGACAGCAUUUACCUUGAAGAGCAGAACGCACAGAUUAACAAAAAGUGCUCCUGGAAAAGUAGAGAAAUAUGAUGAUGAUAAGAAGAAAAAAGAUAAGAAAUUUACCAAAAGAGUUAAAAAAGGCAAAGCCAUGACUGGUAAAGUGAGUUCGGUUGCUAGUCGUAUAGCAAUGAGCACCAGUACCUUACAUACUCCUAGUAUACCAGAAUCUACCGAGGAAGAAGAAGAAGAAGAUGAAGACGAAGUUGAACAGAAUGGUAGCGGUGAUCUUUCUACUUAUUCUAGAAAGAAAGAAGAUUUGAAAAGUGUUUUUGAUAGUUCCGCUUUUGCACCACCGCCCGGAGAAGAAGAUAAAUAUAUUCUAACUAAGAAAUUGGUGGAGAAAGUUUGUCAGAUACCGGCACUUCACAUGAUAUGCGGUCAGAUAGACGGCAAUAGAACUGACCUGCAGGACAUCACGUUCUUCUACUUCAUGCGCUCCAGUGAUGAGGGUAUACCUUCUUUCGAUACUUACGAAGAGUGCCUUAAUGAGAUCACGAAUUAUGUGAUGGUCGGCUCACUCGAUAGCAGAUUCCUGGCUUCCUUGAAUAAAAUAUUGGUUAAUGUAUUUAAGCCAUUGGUGGAGAAUCAAUUCAGAGGACCGGAUUCUUGCGAGCCAUUGCAGGCUGAUGAUGGAAAAAGAAAAAAGGUGGACGUCGAAGCGAUGCCGAUGCUGAAACGACCAUCCGCCUUUAUGGCACCAUCCGUAUUAAUAUCCAAACGAGUCUUGCCUGCAAGAAGAAAGGGGAACGAUGAAGAAACAAUCUCACAGGAUGAAAGAGAUAGAAUGCUAAGACCAAGUUUGAGAAACAAAAGAUCCGAUUUAUCUAUAUCGGUAUCACGGCCCAGCAGAUCGGUCAGUUUGAGCGAAAUGAGAAAACAGCCAAUGAUCGAGAAAAUCAAGGAAGAUAUUUUACAUUAUCUCGACGAUAUGAUAGAGAGCGCGGAAUGGACGUUGGAGCAUAUCGAAGGCGAUAUCUUGCUGACGAUGCCAAAAAUUCCAGAGCUCAACGAUCCUGCGAUAACAGACGAUAUGUUGCUGAAAAAUAAGGAUAUUGUCGAACAAAUGGAAGAAGUAAUUAUGUCGUGGGAAAAACAUAUACAGAAGGUAAUGAAAUCAUAUAUAAACAAAGCGAUUCCGGAGAAAGGACCAAUAGCAGUGUAUCAAUACUGGCAAGAUUGUGAGACCGGAUUUACGAUGUUGGUUGAACAGUUGAAAAUGCCCGUCGUUAAAAGAAUCCUCGCUCUUCUCGAACAAAUACGCUCGCCGAUUGCCUCGAGUUUUCAAUAUUUUCAAACGGAACUAUGGAAGCAUUACAUCGAAGCUAGGGACAACAAUAAGUUUAUUCAAACUCUCAUGAGAUAUUUCAAGUUGAUUGCCGAGUCGGAUUCGUUCGAAUCUAUAGCAGAGUGCAUACCUUCGUUGAUGGAAGGGUUGCGAAUGCUCUGGAUAUUAUCUAGUUAUUACUGCCGCGAGGAGAAAAUGAUGCUGCUAAUGGACCGGAUAUCAUGGCAACUCUGCGAAAAUGUCAGGCGUAAUCUGGCUAUCAUUUUAUUAUUCAAGAAGCCUCUGGAAGAAAUUCUACAAAAGUCGAGCGCAGGCAGCGCAAUGCUGAGACAGUGGAAACGAUCGUAUUUGAAGACUCGACUGGAUAUCGAGAUAUCGGGAAAGGGAAUUCGUUGGGAAUUCGAUCAGAAACGUCUCUUCCAAGACACGGAGUACAUCGCCGAGGUGUGCAGCGACCUGUACAAAAUUGCUGACGUACUGCAAGAUUUUUACAACAUCUUUGGACCCGAUCUCAAAUCUAUCAUAAACGAUCCGGCGCAGAUCGAUGCUGUAGUGAAGCGAGUGGACGCCUUGGUGAUGCCGAUCGAGGAAGCUGACUUCGACAUCUUCAACGUGUUCAACAAGGAGAACUGGGAGGCCAUGACCGCGUGGUUCUACGAACAAGUGACAUAUCUGGAAGAUCAAGCCAAGUUCUACAUCGACGAAUGCUUCACGGUAUUGAUCAGCUCUGAGACCGCGCUAGAGAUGUUGCUCAAGUUUAAGAAUAUAAAGACCCGUGCCGCCAUUCAAAGUUUGCUGCUACGCAAAUUUGACGUGAUUAUGCAGCAGUUUAGCAAAGAGAUUAACAUCGUGGAAAACAUAUAUCACCGCGGCAAACGGCAUCCGCCAUUGCUGACGUAUCAUCCGCCGAUGGCGGGAGCAAUCUUCUGGGUGAGACAGCUAUUUCACAAAUUGCGUAGGUCGGUGCUGAUCUUUCAGGAAGUACGCGUACUGAAGCACAACGAGCUGAAGCUUCUCGCGUUCAGCCAGUACUUUGAUCUCGCGAAGCAAUUGAAAGAGUUCGAGGAAGCGAAGUUUAAUACGUGGCUUGAGAAGGCCUUACUGACAGUAACUACUAUCAUGAAAAAGAGCAUAUUGAGGAUGGUGCGCAUCGAACGGGAUCCUCCGGCUACUCUGACUUUCCCGGAUGACCAAUCAGCCACGAAGGAUCUUCAACCAGUCCAUGUAAUGUCAAAGACAAAGAAUAAAAACGUGGGUUCUAAUUUGUCGACUCCACAUGAAUCUCUAGUGAGACAUGACGGCCUUAUAAUAUCGAAGCCUAGCGCAGAAAUCGAAAGUAUCACGAGCUCUAGAAUUAUCUCUAUGAUUCAGCCGCGUCCGGAAGGGAAGAUCGACGCCAGAGUAUCGUCGUUGAAAGAAGCAGGCAAAAGCUCCACUGUGUCCUCCGACAGACACAACACCCGUGCGAAGAUUACCUGGAAGGAGUUCAUGAGCGGUGCCAUUCUGCUGGAGUGCCAGCUACGGUUUCAAGUCAACUUCGACUGGGAAGUCUUCGAAGUGAUCAGAGAGGCGGAAUUGAUGGAACAGCUGGGCUUCGAGUUGCCCGCGACCGUCAGAGACGUUGGCAUUCAGAAGAAUCGGUUGAGAACAGACCUCGACGCCAUUGGGAAGAUGAUCAAUCAAUACAAUGAUAUCUUGGAAACAUUGGACAAAGCGGACGUGCAGUUACUGAAGCAAACUCUGCAGGAUGUCGAGAAGCACAUUCAGCCUGGCGUGACGCGAUUUAAUUGGAACUCUUUGACCAUCUCGGAUUACGCGGCGGACUGUAAUAGAAUAUUGAAGAACUUGAAUUCCACCAUCAACCAAGUCGAACAGAUAAAGAAAGAGCUUGACAAUCGAAUCAAUUCUGAGCUGGAAUCAUAUCAUCUGUUCUCUACGAAGAAAGAAGUCGCUGAAUCAGAGAUUCUCUUGCCGUGCAAAACCUACUUUAUGGAAAUAAAAAAUCGAAGAUCCGAACUGGUAUCGUCGAUGUUAAAGGCUUACCAGUCAAUCAAUCCGAUGCUUGUAAAACUGGAAAGUUUGGUGCUAGGUACUUCCACCGGAAAAAGCCCAGCCAUGCAGCUCUUGUAUGAAAAAUAUGAGAAAAAAAUCUUUGCUGCCUUUAUAAUGUGCAUGGUAAGAAAUAUGGAGGUUCUGAACAAAAUAUUAAACAACACUAAGCCAAUCUUCCAAGUAGAGGCGAUAUUAAUAGCAUCCGAAGUAGUAUUACGCCCGUCACCCGGAGAGAUCUACAACAUCAUUUGUCAAGACGUGCGAGAUCUACUGGAAAGAUUAAAAGGAUUCCCGAGAUGGAUGAAUGGAACUUGUUUGGAGUGUAAACCACAAAGAAAAGAACUUUCGGAGAAUUUUGUUCUUUUUAGUUUCUUCGAAGAUGUAAUGAGUGUCCGAAUAAUUAAUGAACUCAUAAAAGUAGUUCAGGACACGGUGUACAGAAUCUCGGUGGAAUGCUGGCGAUAUUUGUAUAGAUGGAAGAAAUACAGUAAUUUAUGGUCGUUUGAUAAGAAUCUCGCUUGUGAGAAAUUCGCGGCGACGAAACCCACGCUUAUACAAUACGACGAAAAAUUCACGUUUUACGAAGGCAUUCUGGAGGAAGUCGAAGAUAUGUCGUUCUAUUUCGACAUAAGCAGUGUACGGCUCAAUUUGAUACCGCUCUUAUCAAGCAUCGAAGGUCAAGCAAAGGAGUGGAAACAAGUUUUAGGGAAUUAUCUUCUGUCCGACACUGUGCAGGCUAUGAAUCAGUUGAAAACUCAGAUCGUGAUCUUUCGCGGCGAGAUCGAGCUGGUGGUCACCGGAUUAGAUCGUUUCAUGUCGAUCAUGCAGGCGAUCACCGACGUAAGAAAUAUGGCGAUACAAGCUGAAGUGCAAUAUCUGUCUUAUCAGGAAUGUUUUCAAACAAUGCGCACUCAUGCGAUUGAGUUCUCUCCGUCGGACGAAGCGAUGGCGUAUGAGUUACAACGCAAUUGGGAAUCCUUAUAUCUCGGAGCGUUCUAUAGGGCUUCGACCCUGGAAAGUACCAUCGAAAAAUUUGCCGAAUUAAUCCAAGAUGAAAUCCGGCAGUUCUUAGAUGAAACUGUGAAAUUCGCCAAAGAUUUUGAGACGCAUGGUCCCGGAAGCACCGGGGAUGACCUGGAGCUUGGACUGAAGAAAAUGGAUGAAUAUGGCAAACUGAUCAACAAAUACGAGGAAAGACGCUUGAACCUAAUAAAGUAUGAAACUCUGUUCGAUCUGUCGCCUACCGAUUACUCAGCUUUCCUGAAAAUCAAGGCAGAUUACGAGAGCAUGGAGAAGCUGUAUGAUCUCUACAAACAACAGAGACACGAGCGAGAGGUCUGGGCGAAGACUCUCUGGGUGAACUUGAAUCCCCAGCAGCUUAUCGAGGGUAUGGAACACUUCAUGAGGGAACUCCGACGACUGCCGAAAUCCAUCAGGGAUAUGAACGUCGGUCGCGCCCUGGACGCCAAUAUGAAAAACUUCAAAAACUCAGUGCCGCUCUUCAUCGAGCUAAAGAACGAGGCAAUGCGCGAGAGACACUGGCAAGAGCUGAUGGGAAGAACCGGACAAUAUUUUGAUAUGGAUCCGUACAGAUUUACCUUAGAAAAUAUGUUCGCUAUGGAGCUAGGAAAGUACCAAGACAUCGCCCAAGAUAUUGUGAUGCAUGCCGUGAAGGAGCUUGCGAUAGAAAGAGGCGUAAAAGAAUUAGCGGAAGUAUGGAAGUCUAUGGAAUUCAACGUCGUGAAACAUUAUAAAGGUACGGAAGAUCGUGGCUUUAUUCUUGGAUCUCUCGACGAAUUGAAUCUGGUACUCGAGGACAACAUGCUGACCGUGCACAGCAUGGUGGCUUCGCAAUUUAUUGGACCGUUUCUCAACGUCGUUCAGAAAUGGGAACGCACGAUGCAUACGAUCUCCGAAGUUCUGGAGGUGUGGGUGGAACUGCAGCGAAAGUGGUUAUAUCUUGAGGGCAUCUUUGUGGGCGGCGACAUCCGGCUUCAACUACCGGAUGAAACAAAAAGAUUUGAUGACAUUGAUCAAGCCUUCAAGAAAAUCAUGAAUGAUACCUCGAAGAGACGCAAUGUCUUGGAAUGCUGCACGAUUUAUGGCCGAAAAGAUGAAUUCGAAGCCAUGAUAGCGGCCCUCGAGAAAUGCCAAAAGUCCCUCACGGAAUACCUGCGCAAUAAACGCGUUAUAUUCCCGAGAUUCAACUUUAUUAGCGACGAUGAACUGCUGAGCAUUCUCGGUAGCAGUAACCCUACUAUCAUCCAGGAGCACGUUGGAAAGAUGUUCGAUAAUCUCGAUAAGUUCAAACUGGUGCCUGACAACACAGACAGAUUGAUAGUGACGGCUCUUGUAUCUUGCGAGAGGGAAAUUAUGGAAUUUAGGAAUCCCGUAGCUACGGAGCAUACCAUUGAAAUCUGGAUGGGUCUUGUUCUCGAGGAAAUGAAGAGAUCAAAUCGAUAUUUGACAAAGAAAGCGGUCUACAAUUACGGCAAGAUACGAAAACCAAGAACGAAAUGGAUACUUGAGUUUCAAGGAAUGAUGGUUCUCACGGCCAAUCAGAUAUGGUGGACCGCAGAGGUCGAAAAUGUUUUCGAUAAGAUAUCCCAAGGGAAUAAACGUGCUAUGAAGGAGUAUUUACAACAACUCAACGAUCAAUUAAACGAAGUGGUGACACUGAUGGGCAGUGAUAUACUUACGAGCAACGAUAGAAAGAAGAUUGACAUGGUUUUAACUAUCGACGUGCACAUUCGUGACAUUAUCGAGAUCUUUGUUAGGGACAGCAUUAUAAAUCCCACGGAAUUUGAAUGGGAAAGCCAAUUAAGAUUUUACUGGGUUCAUGAUCUGGAUAAUCUAUGGAUAAACCAAUGCACAAGCACUUUCGAAUACGGUUACGAGUACAUGGGCCUAAAUGGCAGAUUGGUCAUUACGCCUCUGACAGACAGGAUAUAUCUCACGAUUACGCAAGCUCUCUCGAUGCACUUAGGCGGUCCUGCUGGAACCGGCAAGACUGAGACAGUCAAGGAUUUAGCGAAAGCUCUGGGUCUCUUAUGUGUUGUUACUAAUUGCGGAGAAGGAAUGGAUUAUAUCGCGAUCGGCAAGACUCUAGGUGGUCUGGCUCAGUGCGGGGCAUGGGGUUGCUUCGACGAAUUCAAUCGUAUUGAUAGCUCCGUUCUCUCAGUUAUUUCGACCCAGUUGCAAACUAUACGCUCGGCGCUACAAGUUAAAGCUCAAAGAUUUACGUUUGAAGGCCAAGACAUUGUGCUGGACUCGAAAGUGGGAAUUUUCAUCACCAUGAAUCCAGGAUAUGCUGGUCGUACGGAGCUGCCGGAGUCUGUCAAGGCUCUCUUCAGACCGGUCGUCUGCAUAGUGCCGGACAACGAAUUGAUCUGCCAAAUCAAGCUUUUCAGCGCCGGUUUUCUGACGGCGAAGCAGCUCGCCAAGAAAAUGACGGUUCUCUAUAAGCUCGCGAGCAAACAGCUGAGCAAACAAACGCAUUACGAUUUCGGCUUGAGAGCCCUCAAAUCCGUCCUCAACAUGGCCGGCCAGUUGAAAAGAACUUCCAGUGACUUGCCCGAGAACGUCGUGCUGAUGAGAGCUCUCAGAGACAUGAAUUUACCUAAGUUCGUAUACGAUGACGUGCAGCUCUUUUUGGGUUUGAUUAAGGAUCUCUUUCCGGAUUUGGAUUGUCCCAGAGUGCAUUACCCGAACUUUAACGAGGCGGUUGAGACAGUACUGCAAGAGCACGGAUACAUCGUCUUACCAGACCAGGUUGAUAAAGUCAUUCAAUUAUACGAAGUGAUGAUGACCAGACAUUCGACGAUGCUUAUCGGCCCUACCGGCGGUGGUAAAACGGUAAUAAUCGAAACACUAUGCAGGGCACAGACGCAUCUCGGUAAACCUACGAAACUGUAUAUUCUGAAUCCCAAGGCUUGCACCGUCAUUGAAUUGUAUGGAAUGUUGGAGUCUACGACGCGUGAUUGGACGGACGGCCUCUUGAGCAGCAUCUUUCGUGAAAUCAACCGACCUUUAGAUUCCGGCAAGGACGAACGCAAAUACAUAUUUUUCGACGGCGACGUCGAUGCAUUAUGGGUCGAAAACAUGAACUCGGUUAUGGAUGACAACAAGUUGCUGACUCUGGCUAAUCAAGAGAGGAUCAAAAUGCAGGAUCAUUGCAGUCUGCUCUUCGAGGUAGGCGACUUGCAAUACGCCUCACCUGCGACAGUGUCGAGAGCAGGUAUGGUUUACGUUGAUCCGAAGAACUUAGGCUAUCAACCAUACAUGGACAAGUGGAUAGAAGCCAAGAGCAAAACAGACCAAGAUUUUUUUCGCGGAAUGUGCGAGAAAUACGUGCACGGCUCACUCAAACUCAUUAUCCAAGGAAUGUUAGGUCUUCAAGCGGUCGAACCGCUUCGGAUGAUCAUACCACAAACUGACCUCAAUAUGGUAAUUCAACUCUGCUACAUGUUUGAUGGCUUGUUGUCGCUAAAAGACGAAUCGGCGAAUAAAAAAUCUACGGAAAUCAGUCAAGAGGAAGAAGACAGUUCGCUGAUGGCAAAAGAGGAACUCCUGGAAGCGAUGUAUAUUCAAGCGUGCUAUUGGUCAUUCGGCGCGUCUAUUGUAGAUAACGAGCGCCUCAAAUUUGAUGAAUACAUGAAGAAGAUUUCUGGACUUAUACAAGUCCAAGAUACAUCUGCCAAGCUGGCAACCAUUAGAUAUAUACCCGUAUCAUUCCCAACUAUGUACGAUUAUAUAUUGGAUAUCAAGAGAAAAGUUUGGAUGGCGUGGAAAUGGUUGGUACCAACAUAUCUUCAUGAUAGACAAAAAAUCUUUUCGGAUAUCCUAGUGCAAACGAUCGACACUCUGCGUAUCACAUGGUUCGUGAAUCUCAUGAGCAAUCUACAGAGACCGGUAUUAUUGGUUGGGGAAAUUGGUACCUCGAAGACGGCUAUUAUUCAUGAGUUUUUGAGAAACUUGUCCCCCGAGAAAUAUGAGCAACUUCUAAUUAACUUCUCGUCAAGAACCACUUCGAUGGACGUGCAGAAGAAUAUUGAAUCGGUAGUGGAGAGAAGAUCGAGAGAAAUAUUUGGACCACCGCCCGGGAAAAAAUUAGUCAUCUUCAUCGAUGACAUGAACAUGCCAAUCGUGGACACUUACGGAACCCAACAACCUAUUGCGCUCCUUAAACUGCUGUUCGAAAGAGGUGGCUUUUACGAUCGCGGACGUGAUCUAAACUGGAAGUAUAUGAAAGACAUUUAUUAUUUAGCUGCCAUGGGAAAACCUGGUGGAGGCAGGAACGAAGUCGAUCCACGAUUUAUCUCGAUGUUCUCAGUUUACAACGUGACUUUUCCAUCGAGCGAGACUCUCAAUUAUAUUUACACGAGUAUUCUGUCCGGUCACCUGCAAACGUUUUCUGAGGAAAUUCAAUCUAUCGCAAAAGGACUCGUACAAUUGAUGUUGGAAAUUUACGAGACAGUUAGAAAAGAGUUACUACCAACACCGUCCAAAUUCCAUUACAUUUUCAACAUGCGUGAUCUUUCAAGAAUCACGGCUGGACUCCUUCAGAGUCAUUCUAACUUCUAUCCAGACGUAAAACAAUUCAUUAGAUUAUGGAGGAAUGAGGUCACCAGAAUCAUGUGCGAUCGUCUUAUCAGCGUUCAAGACGAGAAUUUCGUCAUCGAUCGGUUGAAGGAGAAGAUACAGAAUUAUUGGGAAUUAGAACCAGAAGUGAUUCAGUAUAGUUUACGAGAUCCGAUGCUUUACGGAGAUUUCAGAAACGCUUGCAACGAGGAUGAGCCUAGAUUUUACGAGGAUCUGCUAGACUACGAGGCGGUUUACAGCUUGUUCCUGGAAAUUUUUGAUGAGUACAAUGAGAAGACCAAAACCAAGCUACAUAUGGUCCUCUUUAACGAUGCGCUUGAGCAUCUUACCAGAGUGCAUCGUGCACUCCGAAUGCACCGUGGUCACGUGCUUGUCGUUGGUACCGGCGGCAGCGGUAAGAAGUCCGUGAUAAAGCUAGCGUCUUUCGCCGCCAGUUACCAGCUCUUCCAGAUCGUCCUGAGUCGCGGUUACAACGAGACAUUCUUCCGCGAGGACAUGAAGAGCCUGUACAACAUGGUCGGCGUAGAGAAUAAAAGGGUUGUGUUCAUGUUUACGUCCGCCCACAUUAAGAACGAAGGCUUUCUCGAGCUGGUGAACAACAUGCUGACGGCAAGCUUCGUGCCGGCUCUCUUCAACGAGGAAGAAAGGGACGCGAUUGUCACUUCCUGCAGAGAAGUGGCGGUUAAAGCAGGCUUCGAUAUCUCAAAAAAGAGCGUCUGGUCGUACUUCGUUAAGACGUGCAUCGCGAAUUUGCGAAUAGCGCUGACGAUGAGUCCGUCGGGUGACGCUUUGCGAACGCGAUGCCGCAAUUAUCCAGGCUUAAUUCAUAACACCACCGUGGAUUGGAUGUUUCCGUGGCCCGAAGAGGCCUUGAUUGCUGUCGCGAACGUUCUUCUUAGAGACAAUCCGAUUGUGCCAGAGGAAUACAGAGAGAUGAUUGUAAAUCACAUUGUGUACGUACACACAUCUGUACUGCAAUACACUGUGGAUUUCGCGACGAAACUGAAAAGACGAAAUUAUGUCACGCCGAGGCAUUUCCUAGAUUUCAUCAACACUUAUCUCAAACUACUGACAGAGAAGAAAAACUUCAUAAAUUCUCACUGUGCGCGUCUUUCCGGAGGAUUGCAGAAAAUCGCGGAGGCUUCGGUAACUCUGAUUGAACUGAACAAAAUUCUGGCUGUGCAAAGGAUCAAAGUGGCCGACCAGACGAAGAAUUGUGAGCAGUUGCUCGCGUCCAUCGGCGAAAGCACGGAUGUCGCGAUGGAGAAGAAAAAUCUGAGCGAGGAGAAAAGAAAGGAAAUUGAGGACAAGAAGAAGAUGAUCACCAAGGAGGAAACGGAUGCCAAGAAGGCAUUAGUAGAGGCUCAACCGGCUCUCGAUGCGGCCAGACUCGCACUGGGCGAACUCGAUAAAGCCGACAUCACGGAGAUAAGAUCCUUCGCCACUCCGCCUGAGCCAGUGCAGAUCGUUUCGGAAUGCGUCGCGAUGCUUCGUGGGGUCAAGGAUGUGUCCUGGAAAGGAGCGAAAGGAAUGAUGAGCGAUCCGGGAUUCUUGAGAAGCUUGCAGGAGAUGAAUUGCGAGCAAAUCACUCUGAAACAGCAGCAAGCGGUACGGACGCACUUGAAAAAGACGGACAAGCUGGAUCAAAUGCAGGUCAUCAGCAGAGCAGGAUAUGGCUUGUACAAAUUUGUCCUCGCCGUUUUGGAUUAUUGUGCCGUUUAUAAAGAGGUACUAUAUAUUAUGUAUAGCGAUUGGCAGAGAAGCAUCCUGGAAAAAGAUUUACCUCUGUCGAAGCCUUUUAAGCUCGAGACUCAACUGAGCGACGACGUUGAAAUCAGCACAUGGAAUUCGGAAGGUCUUCCACCGGAUGAGUUGUCCGUGCAAAACGGCAUAUUGACCACGAAAGCAACCAGAUUUCCGCUUUGCAUCGAUCCGCAGCAACAAGCGCUGAAUUGGAUCAAGAAGAGAGAGAAGAAGAAGAAUCUAAAGAUCCUCUCCUUCACGGACGCGGAUUUCUUGAAGCAAGUAGAAUUGGCGAUCAAAUAUGGUUUACCGGUACUUCUCCAGGAUGUUGACGAGAUUGAUCCCAUCUUGGACAACAUCUUAUCAAAAAAUAUUCAGACCGCUGCAGGACGAACUUUUGUCAUUAUCGGUGAUAAGGAGAUAGAUUAUGAUCCAAGAUUUCGUAUGUAUUUGACAACCAAAAUGACUAAUCCAGUGCUGGAUCCCGCCGUGUAUGCCAAAGCAGUUGUUAUCAAUUAUAUGGUUACCACAGCAGGUUUGGAGAACCAACUUUUAUCAGUCGUUGUGAGAAUCGAAAGACCGGACAUCGAGGAGCAACGGGAAACGUUGAUCCUAGAAACGAGCGAGAACAAGAACUUGUUGCAACAAUUGGAAGACAGUCUCCUGCGCGAAAUCGCUAUGGAUCAAGGUAACAUGGUGGACAACAUCGAUUUGAUCGAGACUCUGGAUAACAUCAAGUCUAGAACCAACGAAGUGAUGACGAAACUGUUCCUUGCGGAAGUCACUUCGGCCGACAUAGACAAACUUCGCGAUGGCUAUCGACCGGCGGCGGAACAAGGCGCUAUUCUGUUCUCCGUGCUGGCCGAUAUGGCUACCGUAAACACCAUGUACCAGUAUUCUCUGAUCAGCUACGUCGAGGUGUUUAUCCAUUCGCUUAAAAGAUCGCUGCCGGAUCCAGUGCUCGUCAAGCGGUUGCAGAACAUAAUUCCGACGUUGACAAAGAACGUCUACGAUUACGGCUGUAUCGGCAUCUUCGAGCGGCACAAAUUGCUCUUUUCCUUGCAAAUUUGCGUGAAAAUAGAAAGAAAUGUGGGCAACGUAAACCAGAAGCAGCUAGACUUCUUCAUCAAAGGUAGCAUGUCCUUGGAGAAAUCACCCCAAGUGAAUCCCACCAGAUGGCUGCCGCAAUUGGGCUGGGAGGACAUUCUCAAACUGGCGAGCGAUUUCCCGGACAAAUUCGAACAGCUUCCAGAAGAGCUGCGGGAUUGCGAGGACGAAUGGAAAUAUUGGUACGAUUCGGAUACGCCGGAAUCGGACGAACUGCCGUGCGAAUAUAAUACGCGAUUGACGCCCUUCGAGAAACUGAUGCUGAUACGCUGCUUCCGCGUGGAUCGCGUUUACCGCGGCAUCAUCAAUUACGUUAUCGAUAUCAUGGGUGAGCAAUACAUCACGCCACCUCACAUGAGCUACGAUAUGAUUUUCGAGGAGAGUACGCCCACCAUGCCCGUGGUCUUCCUCUUGAGCCCAGGCUCGGAUCCUACUUCGGAGUUGAUGAAGCUGGCCGAUCGAUACGGCUGCGGUGGUGGAAAGUUCAGAUAUCUUUCGCUUGGUCAAGGUCAAAACAAGAUCGCGAUGGAAUUGUUGGAUAUAGCGAUAGCGAGAGGUCAGUGGCUGAUGCUCCAGAAUUGCCACCUCUUGUUGUCUUUCACAAAAGAUCUAGAAAAGGUUGUGGAGAACAUAGGAAAGCCUCAUCCUGACUUUCGCUUGUGGCUCACUACGGAACCUACUCCUAAUUUUCCAAUCGGAAUACUGCAACAAUCACUAAAAGUGGUAACGGAACCACCAAGCGGAUUGAAACUAAACUUGCAAAACACGUACAUCAACAUGCGACCACAGAUUUUGGAAAGUUGUUCCCAUCCUCUUUACAAGCACUUAAUUUACGUUCUAACUUUCUAUCAUGCGGUUAUUCAGGAGAGAAGAAGGUACGGCAAAAUUGGAUGGAAUAUAAAGUAUGAUUUCAAUGAAUCAGAUUUUAACGUGUGUACUACCAUCCUAGAUACUUAUUUGACAAAAGCACUGGCAACAGAGGAGUCUAACGUACCGUGGAACAGUCUCAAGUAUUUAAUUGGAGAGGUGAUGUACGGCGGAAGAGUGAUAGACAGCUACGACCGUCGCGUUUCUUACACCUACAUGGACGAGUAUUUCGGUGAUUUUCUGUUUGAUGAGUUUCAACCGUUCUACUUUUAUAAGAAUACCGUCAACUACGUGAUACCACUGGAAGGAGAUCGCGACGAUUAUUUACGAUUCAUCGAGGAGCUUCCUCUCGUUAAUACUCCCGAAGUGUUUGGAUUGCAUCCGAACGCCGAGAUCGGAUACUUUACGCAGGCAGUCAAGGGAAUGUGGAGGCGUCUCAUUGAACUUCAGCCACAAACCGCGGUGAGCGUUACCGGUAUCGGCAAAGAUGAAUUUAUCGAUAACAUAGCGAAAGAGAUCUCGGUCAAGAUACCCGCGCCAUACGAUAUUAAUAAAGUCAAGAAAAAUUUCGGCGUGGCCGUAACACCAACUGCAAUUGUCUUGUUUCAAGAAUUAGAAAGAUUCAAUAGAUUAAUAAAAACGAUAACGAGGACAUUGAACCAGCUAAGAAAGGCCAUCAUAGGUGAAAUCGGAAUGGACACGACGCUGGAAAACAUUUCCGUGGCGCUUUAUAACGGUACUCUGCCCAAAGAAUGGGCCAACUUCGCACCGGACACACGAAAAAAUCUUGCUGGUUGGAUGGACCAUUUUCAAAGAAGAAUAGACCAAUACACGAAUUGGUCUGGCGCGAACGAGCCCGUAGUACUUUGGUUGUCUGGAUUACACGUGCCGGAAACUUACCUGGCGGCUUUGAUUCAGAUAGCUUGUCGCAAGAACAACUGGCCUCUCGACCGUUCCGUCAUUUACACGACGGUGUCGAGAUUCUCCAAACCUGACAAUGUAGAAGAAAGACCUGAUCAGGGCUGUUAUGUGUACGGAUUGUACUUGGAAGGUGCCAGAUGGGAUGUCGAAGAGCAUCGUUUGAAAAGAUCGCAUCCGAAAGUUUUGAUAGAGGAGCUGCCAAUAUUAACAAUCAUACCUACUGAAAUUCAUCGACUGAAAUUACAGAAUACGUUUAAAACUCCCGUAUAUACUACAUUGAACCGGCGAAAUACUCUAGGUGUUGGUUUAGUUUUCGAGGCAGAUUUGGCGACUCCGGAACAUAUUUCACAUUGGGUACUUCAGGGUGUUUGUCUUGUAUUAAAUACAGAUUAA
This is a messenger RNA of Formica exsecta, 14394 nucleotides long. It is a transcript of the gene Dhc98D, whose product is annotated as dynein heavy chain 10, axonemal. Gene Ontology annotation, biological process: microtubule-based movement. Gene Ontology annotation, cellular component: dynein complex. NCBI's taxonomy places the organism in Eukaryota, Metazoa, Arthropoda, Insecta, Hymenoptera, Formicidae. Gene Ontology annotation, molecular function: dynein light intermediate chain binding; dynein intermediate chain binding; minus-end-directed microtubule motor activity. The record is from RefSeq and is a predicted model, not a curated record. The transcript has 53 exons. Bases 1 to 14394 code for a protein of 4797 amino acids.